Messenger RNA from Cladophialophora yegresii CBS 114405, 1464 nucleotides. RefSeq lists its product as uncharacterized. Lineage: Eukaryota; Fungi; Ascomycota; Eurotiomycetes; Chaetothyriales; Herpotrichiellaceae. Gene Ontology annotation, biological process: dihydrofolate metabolic process; tetrahydrofolate biosynthetic process; folic acid metabolic process. Gene Ontology annotation, cellular component: mitochondrion. Bases 1 to 1464 code for a protein of 487 amino acids. The transcript has a single exon. Gene Ontology annotation, molecular function: NADP binding; dihydrofolate reductase activity. The record is from RefSeq and is a predicted model, not a curated record.
AUGACCAUCUCAACACCCCCAUCAACCACGCUCUCAGCACCACCAUCACCCACAGAGCUUCCGACAUCGAAUCUCCCACCAGCGGACCCUUUCGACGAAGAACGACUGGACCAGCUCUCGCCGUCGCAGAAACGCAUCAUCAAAACCACAACAACAGUCAUAACGCCGAUCUUCAUGCGUCCCAAGCCCAUCUACAUCAUCGUCGCCACGUCCCUGAAUCCGCCCAUGGGCAUUGGAUUCAAGGGCAAGCUGCCCUGGCCGGCGGUCAAAGCUGACAUGGCGUUUUUCAAACAACUCACCUCGCACGUCCCUGUGGAGGAUGAAGAUGUCGCCACGAAAUGCAGACCAAUCAACGCCGUCGUCAUGGGGAGGAAGACGUGGGACAGUAUCCCGCCGAGGUUUCGACCGUUGGCAGGACGAUUGAACGUGAUCAUCACGCGCGGGAGCCAAAGCGACCUGUCGCAACGCAUAUUGGGGGAGAUGCAAGCCACGUCGGAAGGCCCUGGAGCUGCUCCUCCAGCUCCAGCAUGGGAGACACACCAUCUCGCGGGAGGGAGCGUCAAGGGCAGGUCCCGAUCCAGGACGUCCCAGCAAAGUACCAUUACGGUUCUGACGCCACCAUCGCAGCCACCACCUGGGUCCUCGAAACGGAGCGCAUCUUCGCCCAUCAUGAUCUCUCAAUCUCUGUCGUCGGCUCUGGCGGUACUCUCCUCACCCACGCCCAUCUCUCUAUCAUCCGCCACUGCGGCUCCAACAUCAACACCAACUUCGACAUCCGCCCCACCAUCGACGAUCUCGCUCUCCAUCCACAAAAUCUUCUGCAUAGGCGGCGCCGAAAUCUACCGCCAAGUCCUCGCCCUAUCAUCCCACGGCCCACGCACUCCCACUGGGGGCGCGGGCAGCGAAACCGGCACAGACACCGAAGGCGAAUCCCAAGCACCAGCACAAGCACUACCCGCCAACCCCUUCAAACAAUCCGAAUCCGAGCAGCAUCUGCACUUUGACGUGCGCAUCCUGCAGACGCAGAUCCGGAAACUGGCGGCGCCGGCGCCGGCUUCGACUUCAACUUCAACAUCAGCUUCCGCAUCAACACCUACACCAUCGUCGUCAACCCACCCCUCUUCCGAGCAACGUGGCAGAACAAACUCCAAGGUCGCAAUCGAUUUUGAAUGCGACACCUUCUUCCCGGACCUCCUCCCCUCGCCAGGCUCAGGCGUCAAGUCCGCCAAGUGGAGGCCCGUGCUCCAGCUGGAGAGGGUGCAGGAGUGGAUCGGUGGCGACGAGGCGGUAACUCUGCCCCAGCACGCGGGACGCAGGAAGGAGAGCAUCCAGGAUGAAGUUGUGGGUCACGAGGCGGACUCGGACGAGAGUGAUUGUCACAACGAGAAGGACGGCAAGGAAUUGUGGUUCAGGGACGAGAAGGCCGGCGUGGAGUGUCGGACUGUUGGGUGGGAGAGGCGCUGA